AAUCCCCGCAGCUGGCCCAGUCACCUCAGCAACCAGGACUACAACAGAGGGAAUAGCCAGGCGAGGUCCUUGUCUGGACAGCUAGGGCCCCGCCAUGUCCCGGACGUCCGCCAUGUCCCGGGCGUCAUCCACGUUCUUAGCCUCCCGCUCCCAAAUUCCCUACCUGAAUCUUCCACCUCCCCCGGACCCCCGAAGUAGCUUUUUUCCCCAGGCCAGCGUGCCUCUGGCCGCCAGCAUGCCUCUGGCCGCCAGCGUGCGCUCGGAGGACAGCGAAGCCUAUCUGGACAGCUCAGAGGGGGAGCUGAGCCGCCUGCAGAGACAAUGCCGGGUGAUGGAGGCGGAGCGGCAGGCUUACAGCAGGGAGACCCAGCAGCGGAUCCACAAGCAAAUGGUGGAGAUCUGCAGGCUGCAGCAGGAACAGGCCGAGCUUCAAGUGAAAAUGAACAUCACGCAGAACCAAGCCCACAGGAUCAUGGAACAGGCCCGGGAGAAGGGUCUUCGCAGCCUCCUGGACCGCCGGCAGCAGCUGUACAAGGAGGUGGUCAAGGAGCAGCAGCAUCUGAAGAAGCUGGACCAACAGAUUGUCAAGUGGGAGGCCCGAGUGUUGAUGCAGCUGAAGGAGCUCAGGGGCCCAGGUCUCAUCCUGAAGAGGAAGGCCCAGAACCUGCACAGGGUGAUGGUCCUGGAGAACCAGCUGAACCGGGCCAUCACGCGCUUUGACACCCAGCUGGUGAGGAACAGAGUCCUCCGGGAAGAGCUGGGUCUGCUGCACAUCCAGAGAAAUCGCUUUCUGAACAUCAACCACCAGCUGAAGAAGGAGCUGAGUGACAUCCGGUCCGACAUUCAAUCCCACAUAGACAACUCCAAUUCGGCCUUCGAUGCCAGGGAGGAAGCCAAGCUGAAGCUGAGCCAGCUGCAGGAGAAGCUGCACAAGGACGUGAGCCAGUACAACGCCGAGCUGCAGGUGAUCCAGAGGCAGAUCUGCCACCUCGAGCAGCUGCACAAGUUCCUGGUGACCAAGAACCAGGAGAGAUUCGUGGACGCCGAGGUGCUGGAGGCCCGGCGCAAGCGCGAGCGGGAGGUGGCCGAGGGCCUCCGCAAGACCUCGCACGAGAAGGCCAUCAUCCAGUACGAGGAGGUGCUGGAGAAGCUGGCCGAGAUAACGGGCCAGGCCACGGCAGAGGAAAUCUUCCACACGUACUUGGAAAAUGAAGAAAAAAACUUUGCCGAGUUCACCUUUAUCAACGAGCAGAAUUCGGAGAUGGAGAAACUCAAAGAGGAUAUCCAGGAGAUCCAGGAUGCCGUAACUCAGUUGACCUUGGCCCAAGAAGAGGCUGACAAGGGGGUCCAGUACCAGCAGCUGCAAGAGCUGGAGCAGCGGAAGGAGGAUUUGGCUAAGGAGGCUGAGAUGGUGGAGACGAAGCACAACAACCUGAAAAAGAUCCUAGAGCAGCUCAAGGAGGCAAUCCAGUCUCUGUUCUACAAGGCCAAGUGUGACGACUCUAAGCUCAAACAGCUGCUGGGAGGCAGCCACAUCGGGAACAAGAUCAUGGAGCUGCUCCUCAGCCUCAUUGAGCAGCGAGUCAUUGACCUGCUGGCCGCCCAGGCCUUCGAAAGCUUCUCCAUGGAAUCCCCCACCUACAACCCCCAGGCCACUGCUCUCCGGCUUCUGGGCCAGACUCCCGAGGUGGCCGUAAAGAAGACCUCUCUCCCACAGCCCCCUACCAUGGAGGAUCCUGUGGGAAUGGAGCUGACAGGCGAUCGGCCCCUGAAUCCCGAGGAGUUGAAAAACCUGGUACUCAAGAUGGUACAGGAUCGGGAGCUGGGCAAGGACAUGCCUAUGAGCAUGUCGUUCAGCAGGAAGGCAGAGAAGUCCAUUGUGUAAGAAGCCCAGGUUUCAGCCCCACACCCAGCGUCUGACUUCCCUCACACCCCCUCCCCUCGCGGGUCUCUGCGCGUGGCGGGGGCUCUGGUCUCCUGCUGGGUGGGCCUGUCCCUCCAAAGUGUGUCUCCUCCCAUUCCUUCCAAAGCUCCCGGCGCAGCUAAGCUUGGGGGGAGCCGGGGCGGGGCGGGUCCAGUGAUGCUGUGACCUCAGGGAAUAAAAGUUUCUUGCCCCCGGGGGGCCGCAAGGC
This is a messenger RNA of Antechinus flavipes (yellow-footed antechinus), 2132 nucleotides long. RefSeq names its product outer dynein arm docking complex subunit 1 (gene ODAD1). The coding region runs from base 95 to 1885 and encodes 596 amino acids. Gene Ontology annotation, cellular component: axoneme. The transcript has 14 exons. The record is from RefSeq and is a predicted model, not a curated record. Gene Ontology annotation, biological process: outer dynein arm assembly; cilium movement. Lineage: Eukaryota; Metazoa; Chordata; Mammalia; Dasyuromorphia; Dasyuridae.